AUGGUACUCGCUACCAGCAUUAGCCCUUCAUGCUCUUCGUCAAACACGACAACGAGAUUGGAAGAGGUUCGAGAGUGGACUCAUUCGUUCGACAAAAAUCGAAUAAUAUAUCUUGGUACUGGCUGCAAAAGGACGAGAACUUCACAGAUAUUCGGUCUAACUGCAUCCGUGGCAUCAGAAGUUUUGGUUCCGAAAGGUUCCGUGUCAGACACCUCUCGACCGAAGUUUCCUCCUCGACGUCCCAUUCAGCGCGCACUGUCUGUAUCAGAGGAGAAUUUGAUUCCAAUUUCGGACCUCAUUCUGCUGACUGAGUAUCCAGUAUCACCUCUCCACAAUCCGAUCGUAGCUUUCCACGAGGCCACGAACUACGUGUACUUUCCAACGCCAACCACAGAGUACAUCGACAAGAAUCAAAACGCCUUGAUAUCAGCGGCUAGCCCUCCGCUGUUUUCAUCUGCCAAUGGUACACAAGGGAGGGGAGACGCUGCCGGAUUGCUGAUAGCCACAGUCAAGUCUUUCGCUGAAAGAACAGUCCAUUUCCUGUACCAGCUGAUACCGAUGAAAGGCAAUUGGACGCGUUGGUGCUCUAGGGCCGAAAGUGAGGGAGCUCAAGAGAAGCAGAGCGUUCGAAGCUUCUGCAGGCAGGAUCGGAUAGACUGUGAAGCCAGAUCAUCUCUUCCAACAGAUCCAGACCGUAACUCGGCGGAAUUUUGGCACCUAGAGUCUGAGGAGGAUGAAGGCCAUAUCUCUGAUAUCGGGAGUCCGAUUCUUGAUGACUUUAUGUUGUCAUAUUCGCAAGUCGAGCGCGCCUCCGGUCUCGAAGACGAAGACGAGGUUUGCGUACUCCUCCAGGAAGGAGCAAAUCUUCCGGAGGAAUUGAUUAGUGGCCUCGUUGAGACUUCGACGAAUGAGCCAUGUUCCCAAUCAGUCGGGCUUGAUUGCCAAAUAGUAUUUCCUCCAAUCCUGAAUCCUGACGAUGAAAACCUGUCGGAGACAGAUUCAUCCAACAAUUCCGAGCUGGACUGGGAUGGCAAUUAUGCAGGUCAAACGAAUCAGUCGAACUCGGUAUCAUGGGAUAGGAUAUCAGUACCACGAACCUUUCCCGUCGUAAAGUAA
Messenger RNA from Lentinula edodes (shiitake mushroom), 1116 nucleotides. RefSeq lists its product as uncharacterized. The transcript has 3 exons. The coding region runs from base 1 to 1116 and encodes 371 amino acids. The record is from RefSeq and is a predicted model, not a curated record. Lineage: Eukaryota; Fungi; Basidiomycota; Agaricomycetes; Agaricales; Omphalotaceae.